GUGAAGAGAGGAGUAAAGAAUUUUGGAAACUUCUAGAUUUUAACCUGGAUUUUCUUGUAAAUAUGCAGUGAAUUCCUGGGAUUUUUAAGUAUUAGGAUGGAGCCAACCGAGAGAAAGAGGAGGCUAGAGGGUGACUCCAGUGAACCCAGUUAUGCCAAGCGAGCUCAACGACAACAUGACGCAGAUUCAUCUGAUGAAGAGGAUUACACUCCGUAUGUGCCUUUGAGAGACAGGAGGAAGCAAGAGCAAGAACGACAUGCAAAACUCCUGAGUAAAAGGACUAAGGGUGGAAACAACACCAAAGAGAAUCCUGAUGAAAACAACACCAACAAGGAAAAGGUGGAGAGUGCGACAGCAGCACUUCCUAACGUCAGCCUUCUUGACCAGCAUAGUGAACUUCUAAAGAAAGCAGAAACUGUCAAGGAAACAGAAAUUGAAAAGCAGUUGAAAGAAGAGCAGAAAAUUUUGGAAAGCAUUGCCGAGAAAAAAGCAUUGAUGGCGGUCAGUGAAAUCGCAAAAGGAGUUGUGUACACUGAUCCCAUAAAAACUGGGUGGCGACCUCCAAGAUAUUUUCAAAAUAUUCCCGAGUCAAAAUUUGAUAGAAUUCGCAAAAAAUGGUGCAUUUUAGUUGAAGGAGAAGAUAUUCCUCCACCUAUUAAGCACUUCAAGGAAAUGAAGUUUCCUCGGGCAAUCAUCAACGCCUUGAAAAGAAUGAAGAUCCAUCAUCCCACACCAAUACAAGUACAAGGCAUACCUGCUGUUUUAACAGGUCGUGAUAUCAUUGGGAUAGCCUUCACAGGAUCCGGAAAGACGCUGGUUUUUACAUUGCCAAUUGUCAUGUUCAGUUUGGAACAGGAGAAAGCUCUUCCAUUCCGACGAGAUGAAGGACCAUAUGGCCUUAUUGUGGUGCCUUCACGAGAGUUAGCAAAGCAAACUUGUGAUGUUAUCCAGAAUUUCACGCGAGCUCUCGAAGCUGAUGGUUUCCCCUCGGUCCGAACUGUGCUUUGUAUUGGCGGAUCAUCGAUGAAAGAUCAGAGUGAAAAAAUUAGAAGAGGCGUUCAUAUUAUCGUCGCUACACCUGGUCGUCUUAUGGAUCUUCUUGAUAAAAAGAUUGUUGAUUUAGAUAUUUGCAGGUAUUUGUGUCUUGACGAGGCUGAUCGAAUGAUUGACAUGGGUUUUGAAGAGGAUGUAAGAACAAUAUUUUCGUAUUUCAAGUGUCAAAGACAAACUCUGUUAUUCAGUGCAACUAUGCCUAAAAAGAUCCAGAACUUUGCAAAAAGUGCCCUUGUCAAACCAAUCACCAUCAACGUCGGUCGCGCGGGAGCGGCCAGUCUCGAUGUCAUACAGGAAGUUGAAUACGUAAAGCAGGAAGCAAAGGUGGUUUAUUUAUUGGAAUGUCUAAACAAGACUUCUCCUCCAGUGCUGGUUUUUGCCUCUAAGAAGUCUGACGUUGAUGAUAUACACGAGUACUUGUUGUUAAAAGGCGUAGAAGCAGUUGCAAUUCAUGGUGAUAAAGAUCAAGAAGAACGAGAGAGAGCUGUGUCAGCGUUUCGGGAAGGACGGAAGGAUGUCCUCGUUGCAACAGACGUCGCUUCCAAGGGACUUGACUUUCCUAACAUUGCUCAUGUGAUCAACUAUGAUAUGCCAGAUGACAUUGAGAACUACGUCCAUAGAAUUGGUCGAACUGGUCGUAGCGGGAAAACAGGAACUGCAACAACUUUUAUUAAUAAGUCUUGUGAUGAAUCUGUGUUAUUGGACAUGAAACACUUAUUGGCCGAGGCUAAGCAAAAGAUCCCACCAUUUUUGGCCGCGUUGGAACCAGAAAAUGAAGAGUUGUUAAACGUCGGAGACGAGCGCGGUUGCGCGUAUUGUGGUGGACUGGGUCAUCGUAUCACGGAUUGUCCUAAACUUGAAGCAAAACAGAUCAAAGAGACUGGGAAUAUCGGUCGAAAGGAUUACUUGGCACCAGGGGCUGCAGACUGGUAGGGCUCUAGGUACAAGAAUGCUUCGUACUGGGAACGUGACGUCACUGGCCCGGCUGCCUGCCAUUGGCGCGGCUGCACUGCCUGAAAAACUGAGUCUUCAUGGUCCGUCUUUGUAAAUUUUAUGAAUAGUUUACCUUUGAGAAGAGAAAAGUAAAAGUAUUUAUAAUUUAACUUCAGAAUUUGCUUAAAAAAGGGUAGUUUUUUAAGACCCGGGAAAAGGACCCGAUGGAGAAGCUGUGCCGAUAUG
Molecule: messenger RNA, 2232 nt
Organism: Dendronephthya gigantea
Lineage: Eukaryota; Metazoa; Cnidaria; Anthozoa; Malacalcyonacea; Nephtheidae
Product: probable ATP-dependent RNA helicase DDX41
Exons: 22
Coding region: 97-1986 (629 amino acids)
Biological process (GO): mRNA splicing, via spliceosome
Cellular component (GO): spliceosomal complex
Molecular function (GO): ATP binding; zinc ion binding; RNA helicase activity
Source: RefSeq, a predicted model, not a curated record